Messenger RNA from Fraxinus pennsylvanica, 1182 nucleotides. Lineage: Eukaryota; Viridiplantae; Streptophyta; Magnoliopsida; Lamiales; Oleaceae. The record is from the annotation of a GenBank genome assembly.
AUGGAAUUUAGGGAGCCACAUGGCAAAACCCAGGGAAGUGGCAGUGGUUCGGACCAUCAUGCCCCAAAUCAAGAACCAUCUUCUCUCCAACUAGUUUCUCUUCACCACCAAAGUCAACCUGAACCUAACCCUGGGUCCGGCCAGGCCCCAGCCCAUGGUCCCUUCAUGGGCUCCAUCUCCAUGCAAUCAAGAACCAGCUUAGGUUUAUCCUCUUCUACCACCACCACCACCCCCCCUACGACCUCCGCCGUGAACAAUAAAGUGGCCAAAAAGCCAUCGAAAGAUCGCCACACGAAAGUGGACGGCCGGGGGCGGCGCAUCCGCAUGCCGGCCUUAUGUGCAGCUAGGGUUUUCCAGCUGACAAGAGAAUUAGGCCAUAAAUCGGAUGGUGAGACGAUAGAGUGGCUUUUGCACCAUGCUGAACCGUCAAUUAUAGCUGCCACUGGUACAGGUACAAUUCCGGCUAAUUUCUCCACCCUCAACGUGUCUUUACGCAGCAGUGGCACCACCAUUUCAGCUCCACCGUCCAAGUCUGCUCCUCUCUUCCUCGGAGGCUCCACCGGGAUGCUAGGGUUCCACAACCAGCUAUCUUCCAACACCGGGUUUGGGCAAGAUCCGGAGGAGAAUUACAUGAAAAAGCGGUUCAGAGAAGAUAGCAGUGGGGCAGCUUCACCUACAGCUUCUAAACUGGGGAGAUCAGGGGUGCAAGAUCAAGAACCGGGUUCAGAACAAAAACCCAGUUCAACACAGCCGUCCAAUUUCCUCCCGGCUCCCGCCAUGUGGGCGAUGGCUCCGGCUGCCACCAACGUAGGCAACGCCUUCUGGAUGCUGCCUGUGACGGGAGGAGCCACCACGACCACGGUGGGUCCAGGGCAGCAAGAGCACCAGUUAUGGCAGUACAAGGCAUCUCCCAUGCAGAGAAUUGGUGGCUUCGAGUUCCCAAGUGGCGGCCGGUUCAGCCCUGUUCAGCUUGGUUCUAUGGUGUUACAGCAGCCACCGCCACCGGUUCAGCAGCUCGGACUCGGCGUGCCCGACACUAGUAACAUGGGAAUAAUGGCCACCAUUAAUGCAUAUAGUAAUAGUAGGAUUGAUUUAGGCAUGAAUUUGGAGCAGCAUCACCAUCAUCAAAAUCAGCCACAAGGCAGCGAUAGUGGCGAUGAAAAUUCCAAAGAUUCUCAAUAA